UAAACUCGUUCGGUAUUUUAUCCGUGUAUAGUCAAGAUUCGUGCCUCCAGGGAAGAUGAACCAGAUAAUGUAGCUAGCUACUCGAAAACCCUUUUAUAACUACCAGUUUAACGUGCAAUGACCGCCUUAGACAUCUGAUAUAAAAGAGGGGCUAUUGCCCUAUGUGUGCUAGUGCUAAUCGAAUUCCGCCACCGUUUGUUCGAAAGGCUCUGGGACUUGAAAUUCACACAGGGCCAGCCCCUCAUUCCUCCAAUGCGGCUCCCUAUUUGUAUAACUGGGGUAAAAAAAAACAAUUGGAGAUUUCGGUAGUCUCGAUGGCCUAAACCUGGCUUUCAUAUAGUACUGGUAGCCAAUGUGAAAUAAGGGGGCCAUGGGCCAGUAACGACGAAAGGUUCCCUA
Babjeviella inositovora NRRL Y-12698 is the source of this 399-nucleotide messenger RNA. RefSeq lists its product as uncharacterized. The record is from RefSeq and is a predicted model, not a curated record. The transcript has a single exon. Bases 162 to 323 code for a protein of 53 amino acids. NCBI's taxonomy places the organism in Eukaryota, Fungi, Ascomycota, Pichiomycetes, Serinales.